AUGGCAUCUGUUGUUGUAGGAGAACCACCAGCCCAGCGACAGUGGGCUGCUGUUGAUAGAAGUACUGGUAUUAUUGAAGAUGAAGCUACAGCCAAGCGCAAGCUGAAGGAGGCAGGGUUCGAUCCCAACGAUUGUAUUUCGGCCAUCGAUCCACCGAGGUCCAUGAAACCACCGGAAGUCUACUUGUGGCAUUCCAUAACCCCGAUGACUUACUUUUGCUUCUUUGGAGACCUUCCCAUGUGUCGCUACAUUCACAGUCAUGGUGGGGCUACCACCAGAGCUGGUAGAGAAUUCUGGUAUCCAAUGUACGCCGCAGUGCUAAGGUGCCAUUUGGAGAUAUGCCAGUUUUUGUUCGAAAAUGGGGCCAGGGUUGAUGUUGCACCAGGAGAGCACUCAGAAGUCUUGACCCCCUUGGCUCUCUGUUUGGAUUCUCCAGGUGCUCUUAGAAAGGAGCGCUUGGUGAUGGGAAAGUGGCUUUUAGUGAAUGGGGCCAUUGGUUUUGAUGCCAACAUAUUGGCCAAUAAACUGCAGGGUCUGGAUGAUAAUUAUGCACGGACAGAUUAUCGGCCUCAGAUGCUGUCUUGGUCGCAGGAUGUGCUGAAUCUCCGUGACUGCUUUCAGACAUUCCUCAUGGGAACUUAUGUCCCAAAGCGAAAGAUGGAUGCACAUCUUGGUUCCAAGAGAGCAGCUGCCACAACUGGAAGUAUUAAUGGCAACAACGAGCUGUCACAAACACAAGUGACAGUACUGAACAACAAAUUCCCUGUUCGACUUCUCGGUGGCAAUGCUGGGUUGUUGAAAUGCAUCGCAGAAUAUGUCGGGGUCGUUGAUGGUUUUAGUCGCAAAGAGAUGGAAAAUCAUCGUCGGCUCAGUGAGGUGUUGCCUCGAAGUCUACGAGAUUUUCCUUUCAGAAGAAGCCAAGACAAUGAAAAUGAUGAUGGGAAUGAAGAAGAUGACGAGGCUUUCUUGAGUAUUGCCCGUCUCGUCCAGACACCAACCCGCUUUUAA
Seminavis robusta is the source of this 1008-nucleotide messenger RNA. The record is from the annotation of a GenBank genome assembly. NCBI's taxonomy places the organism in Eukaryota, Bacillariophyta, Bacillariophyceae, Naviculales, Naviculaceae.